Aphanomyces astaci is the source of this 276-nucleotide messenger RNA. RefSeq lists its product as hypothetical. Bases 1 to 276 code for a protein of 91 amino acids. The transcript is spliced from 3 exons. The record is from RefSeq and is a predicted model, not a curated record. NCBI's taxonomy places the organism in Eukaryota, Oomycota, Saprolegniomycetes, Saprolegniales, Verrucalvaceae.
AUGUUUGUGCGUUUCAUGGAGCACGCCACCACGCGAAAGACCAAGUAUGCCGACAUGCUACACAAGACGACGCAGGAGCUUAUGAUCGUGGGGCUGAUCUACCUGCUGGUCAAGUUGUGUGUGUUCACAGAAAAGUUUAUGACCCUCGUGCGCCUCCAGUUUGACACGAAAGGAACGACUCUGACUCUGCUCCAGGCGGACAAGCCGAUGCCGUCGGCUGCGCUGCGGACUCCGACUCAGAUCAACGAUUGGCGAACGAACCGCCGUGUCUGGUGA